GAAUGAACUAGGAAGAACUUAGAAGAAGAGGAAGUGGAUAUUGGAUAAAGCUGCUAAGUUAGGCCAAUGAUUCUCUGCAGAGAAUGACUUAAAACGACACUCCCCCAACGUCGUUUCAUGGCUUCUCUGCCUUCUUCGGUUGCUGCUACUACACCAAUCAAUGGCGGCAACACUCCCAAUAAUCCCAAGCUCCAUUCCUCUGACCUCAGAACACACUCCUCAUCACUUUUUCCACCCACCCAAAACCCAAAGAAAAGGGUGUCAUCAGAUUCCAUUUCUAGUGACUUUCGUGAAGCACUUUCUGCCAUUAGAGAAGAUGCUUCUACUGAGUCAUCUUACUAUGUUGAUCUUUUGAGAGAAUGUAUUGAGAAGAAUUCAACUUCAGAUGCUGAAAUGGUUCAUGCCCAGAUCAUAAAAAGGGGGAUAAUUCAUAAAGAUGUGUUUGUUUCAACUUUUUUAGUUAAUGUUUAUGUUAAAUGUGGGAACUUGGGAAAUGCUCGUAAACUGUUUGAUAAUUUGCCUGUAAGAAAUGUUGUGGCUUGGACAACACUUAUGACUGGUUAUGUUAACAAUUCAGAGCCAGAGCUUGCUAUUAAAGUUUUUAGAGAUAUGUUGGAAGAGGGCUCUUAUCCCACUAAUUAUACUCUUGGGAUUGUUAUAAAUGCUUGUUCUUCAUUGCAGUGGAUCAAUAUGUGUGAGCAACUCCAUGGUUAUAUGAUCAAGUACCAUAUUGAUUUUGACACUAGUAUUGGUAACUCACUUUGUAGUUUAUAUGCAAAAUCUGGGCAUUUGAGUUCUGCUGUUAAAGUGUUUGAGAAUAUUAGAGAAAAGAAUGUGAUUUCAUGGACUGCCAUUAUAUCUGCUUUUAGUGAUAAUGGUGAUGCUGCAGGUGGUUUGGGAUAUUUCAUUCAGAUGCUUUCUGAGGAUAUUCAGCCUAAUGAGUUUACUCUUACUACUGUUUUGAGCCUUUGUUGUGUUAUGUUGUCUUUUGGUAUAGGAAGCCAGGUUCAUUCUUUGAGCAUCAAGCUUGGAUUUGAAUUGAAUUUGCGAGUUAAGAAUUCGAUCAUGUAUUUGUACUUAAAAACUGGUAGGAUUCAAGAGGCCGAAAGGCUUUUCGAUGGGAUGAAUGUCAACAGUUUGGUUACUUGGAACUUAAUGAUUUCUGGCCAUGCCCAAAUGAUGGAACAUGAAGGUUGUAAUCUUUCAGCAUAUGAAAGUGGAAACCAGGCACUAAACCUUUUCUCAAAAUUGAACCGCUCGGGGAUGAAACCUGAUCUGUUCACCUUCUCGAGUGUCUUAACUGUGUGUGGAAGUUUGGUGGCCUUAGAACAAGGGGAACAAGUUCAUGCUCAGACCAUUAAAUCUGGAUUUCUUUCGGAUGUAGUUGUUGGAACUGCACUCAUUAGCAUGUAUAAUAAAUGUGGAAGCAUUGAGAAAGCAAGUAAAGCUUUUGUUGAGAUGUCUAUAAGAACAUUGAUAUCAUGGACUUCAAUGAUUACAAGUUUGGCACAUCACGGUAGGACUCAGCAAGCGUUGCAGCUGUUCGAGGAUAUGAUACUCGCGGGAGUUAGACCGAACCAGAUCACUUUUGUCGGUGUUUUAUCAGCUUGUAGUCAUGCAGGAAUGGUUGAAGAAGCUCUUGGUUACUUUGAGAUGAUGAAAAAGCAAUACAAAAUUAAGCCAGUGAUGGAUCAUUACGCCUGCAUUGUUGGCAUGUUUGUGAGAUUGGGAAGAUUAGAUGAAGCUUUUGAUUUCAUCAAGAAGAUGGAUUUCGAACCCAGUGAGUUUAUAUGGUCAACUUUGGUUGCAGGGUGCAGAAGUCAUGGAAAUAUGGAACUGGGAUUUUAUGCUGCUGAACAGUUACUGAAGCUUAAUCCGAAACACACCGAGACUUAUGGCUUGUUGUUGAACAUGUACUGCGCCGAGAAAAGAUGGAAAGAUGUUUCCAAGGUGAAGAAAAUGAUGAAAGAAGAGAGAAUUGAAAAAGUAAAGGAUUGGAGCUGGAUAAGUAUUAAGGACAAAGUUUAUUCAUUUAAAGCUGAUGACAAGUCUGAUCAUCAUAGUGAAGAUUUCCACAAAUUUUUGGUGAAUUUGACUGACCAAGCUAAGAGUUUGGGAUAUGAAUCACUGAAAGAUUUGGAGGUAACAGAUGAGGAAGAAGUAGAGGAAUCAUCAUCAUCCUCUUCUACCACUUAUCAUAGUGAGAAGUUAGCACUUGCAUUUGGGUUAUUGAACACACCGAGUUCCGCACCGAUAAGAGUGAUCAAGAACUUCAUAAUGUGCAGAGAUUGUCAUAAUUUUAUUAAGACUGUUUCAGUACAUACAGGUAGAGAAAUAACCAUAAGAGAUAGCAGAAGCCUUCACAAAAUUGUCAAUGGGAAAUGUUCAUGUGGUGAUUUUUGGUAGUCUUCUGUGAUAACCUUUGUUAUGAUUCUUUGUAUACUUGCUCUUUUGGCUGGUAAAUAAUCAAAAAAAAAAAAAAAAAAAAAAAAGCUCUGAUUUUUAGUGUUCUUACA
Messenger RNA from Cannabis sativa, 2516 nucleotides. Its product is annotated as putative pentatricopeptide repeat-containing protein At5g52630. NCBI's taxonomy places the organism in Eukaryota, Viridiplantae, Streptophyta, Magnoliopsida, Rosales, Cannabaceae. The record is from RefSeq and is a predicted model, not a curated record. The transcript is spliced from 2 exons. Gene Ontology annotation, molecular function: zinc ion binding; RNA binding; protein binding. Bases 118 to 2406 code for a protein of 762 amino acids. Gene Ontology annotation, biological process: RNA modification.